Messenger RNA from Oreochromis aureus, 2644 nucleotides. RefSeq names its product G protein-coupled receptor, class C, group 5, member C (gene gprc5c). The record is from RefSeq and is a predicted model, not a curated record. Gene Ontology annotation, biological process: G protein-coupled receptor signaling pathway. The transcript is spliced from 5 exons. Gene Ontology annotation, molecular function: G protein-coupled receptor activity; protein kinase activator activity. Gene Ontology annotation, cellular component: plasma membrane; signaling receptor complex; intracellular membrane-bounded organelle. Lineage: Eukaryota; Metazoa; Chordata; Actinopteri; Cichliformes; Cichlidae. Bases 285 to 1451 code for a protein of 388 amino acids.
AGAGAAAGAGGGGAGAGGUGGGAGAGGUGGAGAGGGGAUGACGAGAGUCACACUGAGAGGAAAAGCUCGUGAAAGGAUUCAUAAACUUGGGAGCGGUCGGAGCAGCUGUGCCGCAGUUUGUUUCUUCUCCGGGUAAUUUGUGUCCAACUAUAGCGGUGCGUUCGCAGCAGGUGAAAACCAACGAGCCGCGCCCAGGAGAAAUCUGCCGAGAACAGCCAGACAUUCCCUGUUUGUCCAUCUGAACAGGUGCUGCUAGAGUCCCAGAGCAACUCGUCUCAGGCUCCAUGGCCAGCAACAUGACCCCUCAGGGCUGCGGCCCGAACGUGGAUUCCAUUUAUUACAAUCUGUGUAGCACUGAAGCUGCAUGGGGCAUCGUGCUGGAGGCCUUAGCGGCAGCUGGUAUCGUCUUCUCCUUCGUGCUCCUCAUCUCGCUGCUGGCCAGCCUGCCCUUCCAUAAAGACUACAACCGCAAGAGCUCGGUGGCUCUUCACGCCUUCUUCCUGAUCUGCACUGCUGGUCUCUUCUGCCUAACCUUUGCCUUCAUCGUGGGAAAGAACUUCUCCACUUGUGCUUCACGGAGGUUCCUCUUCGGGGUGCUGUUCAGCGGCUGCUUCGCCUCCCAGCUGAUGCAGUGUGUGAGGCUGAACAUCCUGGCCAGACGGAACAGCGGGCCUCGAGUUUGGGUCUUGUGUCUUGGGGCGCUGGGGCUGUGGCUGGUGGAGGUGAUCAUCAACACAGAAUGGCUGAUAAUUACAAUUGUGUCUUCCAACACCACAGCUCAAACUAGCACAGCUAUAGCCGUGCCUUGUGACAUUGCUAACGAGGACUUUGUCAUGGCGCUCAUCUACGUGAUGGUGCUGAUCCUGGCUGUGAUGGUGGCGAGUCUGACCAUCAUGAUGGGCAAACACACACAGUGGAAGAAGGAAGGCGCUUGCAUCCUUGUGACGAGCCUCUUUUCAGUGGGUAUUUGGGUGGUGUGGAUCGUCAUGUACGUGUAUGGGAAUGGGAAAACCGGGAAUCCGACGUGGGAUGACCCAACCUUAGCCAUCGCUUUGGUAGCAAACGCCUGGGUCUUCAUUAUCAUCUACACCAUUCCCGACAUCUGCUGUCUGAACAGUGACGAUGAGAGUCAACAAGACUACACAGAAAAUUUUUACCAAAACCAAGGAGUCGGAUACGAGACGAUCCUGAAGGGACAGUCCUCCCAGAACGUGUAUGUGGAAAAUAAGGCUUUCUCCAUGGACGAAUCCAACCAAGACUCCAAGCCUGUGUCUCCAUACAGCGGCUACACCGGUCAGAUGCGUAACUCUGUGUAUCAGCCCACUGAGCUGGCGCUCAUCAGCAAAGGAGUUGGAAAUCAGCAGCUACCGGACCCGUCCUUUGACAUCGUCAUUCCCAGAGCUUCCAUUGGCUCUGCGGCCAACAGCGGGAGCAGCACCCCGUCAACAUAAAACGAGGCCGGGAACACAGCACGCACAGACGAGUGGGCAUGGACUGCAGAGGACAUCCCAGUGGUGAACGUGCCACAGUUCGCCAGACACCAUCAGAGUAACUUUGGUUCACAUUUUCUCGUUUAUACUUGCUGACCUUUUGUUUUCUAUUGUUUGCGGUUCCCUAAGCUGGUCCUAAGAGGAACCUUCAUCCCCAAUACAUGGAGAUGAAUGGGAGGUCAUCCCACUGAGGAACAGAUAAACCUCCCAUUGACUGAUUUAUUAUGUUCCCCUGGGUAUCAGACAGUCAAGAGCUUCAUUUGAAAGUCAAAGCGCAGGGAUGAAGCUGCGGCUUUGCUGCAGAACAAAGACUUGUGCAGUGGUCGGCUUUUUCUGACAGGGAAGCGCGAGCUCUCUGCUGGACACAAACACACAGAUGAAAGUCACGUUGCUGAUGCCACAAAAACUGGGAGGAGAAUCGUCAAAGCAAAUGUUUCAAGUGUCUUUGGCUCAACAUUACUUUCACUUUACACAUUUAAGGUAGAUUGCAUUCACUUAGAUUAAAAGGAUAGUUUGCACAGAUAAAUUUAAUUAUUGAAGUCAUGUUUUUGAGCCUGGGUUGUGAUUAUUGUUGAUAACCACAAAGUUAACACAUGAAAUUAAGCUUUUGAAUUAAUCUAAAUGUACAAUGUUGUCAGUGAGUCAUUGGUUUUAUGAUGCACGAAUGUACUGGAUAAAUGUAUAUAUGCAAUACUGUCUAAAGCACUGCUGUGCCAUUUAAUUAUGUUCAGUACAUGUUACACUGAAGAGACCUGCCUGUGGUUAGCCUGUUUUACUAGCUUAUUGUUAAUCAGUAUAAUUCCUCAUAGAAGACUUUUUUCAUUUCUGAAAAAUCAGCUUUUGUGUCAGUAUUUUUGGAUAAAAUAAAAAUUUAAAUUUCAUUUGCCCAAAAACUGAAUAUAUAUUUAAAUAUAUUUUUGUUAUUCUUGAAGAAAGUUUAUCAUAGAGUCCAAAGUUGUAAAUGUAACUAUAAGAACGUCCCCCAGAGAGGGGACGUUAUUUAAGUAUGUGGGUGUUAAUGAGCAGAAUUUGCCAUCAUGUCUUUUACAUUUUAGCUUUCAGUUACCUUUACUAAUAGUCCUAUGCAUUCUUUCUUGUACAGUAGUUGUCCUAUAAAUGUCAUAUGCCAUAAAGUGAACUCUACUCCACUGAAA